Molecule: messenger RNA, 2264 nt
Organism: Musa acuminata subsp. malaccensis (wild Malaysian banana)
Lineage: Eukaryota; Viridiplantae; Streptophyta; Magnoliopsida; Zingiberales; Musaceae
Product: pentatricopeptide repeat-containing protein At3g49240, mitochondrial
Molecular function (GO): protein binding
Source: RefSeq, a predicted model, not a curated record
CCUCUGAUUCCCAAAACCCUUCGUGUACAUCUCGCACUUGUCACUCUCAUCUCCCAAAAAAAAAAAAAAACACCCCAAGGAAAUGGCUCUCUCCAAACCCCUCUUCUUCUCCCAUCACCUCCGGUCGCUAAAACCAUACUACGCACCCGCUGCCUUCCCCUUCGCUUCUCACCUCCGCCUUCUCUCCUUCGCCACCCCGGAGGAGGCCGCCGCCGAGCGCCGCCGUCGCAAGCGCCGCCUCCGCAUCGAGCCGCCACUCUCCUCCCUCCGCCACCAGCAGCAUCCACCCGCCUCCUCCGCCCCUCCGCCUCGGUCACCAAGGACGGCCCCCAACCCCAACGCCCCCAAGCUGCCGGAGCCCAUCUCCGCCCUCGCCGGCAGCCGCCUCAACCUCCACAAUCGCAUCCUCACUCUCAUCCGCGAGAACGACCUCGACGAGGCCGCCCUCCUCGUCCGCCACUCCAUCUACUCCAACUGCCGGCCCACCAUCUUCACUGCCAACGCCGUCCUCUACGCCCUCCUCCGCCAGUCCCGCUACGCCGACCUCCUCUCCCUCCACCGCUUCAUCACCCAGGCGAACGUCGCCCCCACCGUCAUCACCGUCAACCUUCUCCUGCAAGCCUACUGCGACUGCCGCAAGACCGACAUCGCCCUCGAGCACUUCCGCCUACUCCUCAAGGACGAUGCCCCCUUCCCCCCCUCCCCCACCACCUACCGCAUCGUCACCAAGGGCCUCAUCGACAACAGCAAGCUCGAUCAGGCCCUCGAGUUCAAGGACGACAUGCUUGCCAAGGCCGUCGUGCCUCCCGACCCCGUCGUCUACAACCACCUAAUGUGGGGCUUCGUUAAGAAAGGCGACCCCGACAAGGUCGUCUCCCUCUACGAGGAGCUGCUUGAGAAGCUCGGUGGCGGGAAGAUCCUCGACGGCAUCGUGUAUGGUAACCUCAUGAAGGGGUACUUCGGGAAAGAGAUGGAGAAGGAGGCGAUGGAGACAUACCACGACGUCCUCGGCGAGGGCUCCAAGGUUAGGUUUGGUGCGGUGAGCUAUAACCAGGUGCUGGAUGCACUGGGGAGGAACGGGAAGCUGGAGGAAGCCAUUACACUGUUCGACCGGAUGCUGAAGGAGCACGACCCACCAAGGACUAUCACCGUCAAUCUGGGGACCUUCAAUGUGAUGGUGGAUGCCUACUGCCUUGCCGGGAGGUUCCAGGACGCGGUCACGGUCUUUGGGCGGAUGGGCGAGCAGAAGUGCACCCCCGACGCGCUGUCUUAUAACAAUUUGAUCGAACAGCUGGGGAGCAACAAGUUGGUCGCGGAGGCAGAGGAAUUGUACAAGGAAAUGGGCGAGCGCGGGAUCAAUCCGGAUGAGUACACGUAUGUUCUGCUGGUGGAAGCAUGUUUUGGAGUGGAUAGGGUGGACGACGCCACAGCGUACUUCCAGAAGAUGGUGGAGUUGGGGUUGCGGCCAAAUGCAACCGCGUACAAUAAGGUCAUCGGAGGACUGGCGAACGUGGUAACGCUCGACGAAGCCAAGAACUUCUUCGACCAGAUGUUGGAGACGGAGGUGAAACCAAACGUCGCGAGUUACGAGCUGUUGCUGAAAGGUUUCAUCGACUGUGGCCGAUUGGAAGAUGGUCUUAAGACGCUCAAGGAUCUGCUGCUGGAUGAUGGGGUGACAUUGAGCCAAGAAAUGAAGGAGCUCGUGGAGGAGGCACUGAGGAAAGAAGGGAGAGAUGAGGAGAUGGGGAAAGUGUACGAGGAUGUCGAGAGGGAGAAGGCGGAACGAUUGGCUCGGGAAGCAGAAGAGAAAGCGAGAGCCGAGGCGCUUGCCAGGGAAGAAGAGGAGAGGAAGAAGAGGGAAGCCGCGGAGAAGGAAGCUGCUGCUGCCAGAGCUAGUGCUGCAGCUAUCGAGGCGAUUCUGGGACGGAAAAAGGAUGCUGCCAAAGAGGAGUCUCCUGCUGGUGGUGGUGAAGAGAAGAAUGGAAGCGUGGAGUCUAAGCCUACUGAUGCACCACCGGAAGGGGAAGUUCUUGCAGAAGCAAGGAAUGGUGGUGAGGGAACAGAGGGAGCUGGAGAUCCUUCUCAACAGGUAUCUACUACAUGAAAUUGAGAUAGUUUCAGAAAAUGCAUUCGGGAAGAACAUCUUGUGCAUGAUAUAUUUGUUGGCUGCUGUAUCUCUCGAGUUACAGUAUCAAGUUCAUCAUAACUUGCCAUGUAGGGGUAUAAUGCAUCUGAUUGACAUGGCUUAUAUGUUCUUGAGGAUU